Molecule: messenger RNA, 351 nt
Organism: Symbiodinium natans
Lineage: Eukaryota; Dinophyceae; Suessiales; Symbiodiniaceae
Source: the annotation of a GenBank genome assembly
AUGAACGGAUUUGAGAACCGGAUAUACCUGGCGCAGAUCGGCCAGGUCACCCUGUCGGAUUGCCUGGCCUGCAGCGGCUGCGUGACCAGCGCCGAGACGGUGCUCUUGCAAGAGCAAAGUGGUGACGAGUUCCUGAAGCGCGCCGAGACUUCGCCUCUGACGGUCGUCUCGAUCUCUGCAGAGGCGCGCACCUCCAUCGCCGUCCACAACCGCGAGGACCCUCUUCUGACCCUGCGCAGGGCCGCGGAGGGCUUGCGGCGCCUGGGCGCCGACCUCGUGCUUGAGGCCUCGGCUGCCGAGGCCGUGGCCCUCCUGGAAGGCCAAGCCGAGUUCCUGCAGCGCUUCCGCAGC